AAGCCGGACGGCGUUUCUUCCCAUCACGCAGGCAGCGGGAGGGGGAGGAUGUGGAUGCCAGGGGAGGAUUAGAACAGCAGCAGGCACUAGCUGAGGGGCUUUAGGGCAAAUAAGAGGUAGUCCAUGAAGACAGACCCUCAUUGAGAUGAUUCACAUCACAGAGCUGAAAGCCAUAUUGCCUUCCAUCAUCAAAAAGAGAUACCCAGACUGCAGGAUGGAGGAGGAAUGACACAGUCUUUUGCAGCGGGGGAUGACACGCUGACAGUCAGUUUUGAGAAAAUGCCGGGCUUCUUCGCAUACAUCUUGGUGGUGCUGCUGCCUCUUGUUGCUUCUUUCACCCCCGGGGCCUUAUUGGUGGACACAGACGGAAACCUAACAGAAAAUAGCAACGUCACAGAUGGUGGAUAUGUCCCUGCUUUGUUCAGUAAAGUGAGUCAGAUCAUUGCCCGCGAGGGGACCUGUGCACUGAUUGAUUGCAACAUCACCGGAGACCCAGCUCCCAGCGUUCAGUGGUUCAACUCCCAUGGGGAGCUCCUGGACACAUCAAAUGGUGGGAAGUGGUGUCUGCAGGACAGCGGGGUCCUCAACAUCACCAGCAUCAAGUUUGCAGACCGCGGGAAGUACACCUGCAUGGCUUCCAACGUUCACGGCAGCUCCAAUUGCACCGUGACGCUGCGCGUGGUCUUCACCAGCGGCGACAUGGGCGUGUACUACAUGGUGGUGUGUUUGGUCACCUUCACCAUCAUCAUGAUCCUGAAUGUCACACGCCUCUGCAUGAUGAGCAGUCAUUUGAAGAAAACGGAGAAGGUGAUCAACGAAUUCUUCCGAACCGAAGGUGCCGAGAAGCUGCAGAAGGCCUUUGAGAUUGCCAAGAGGAUCCCCAUCAUCACCUCUGCCAAGACGCUGGAGCUCGCCAAAGUGACACAGUUCAAGACCAUGGAGUUUGCGCGAUACAUCGAGGAGCUGGCACGCAGCAUCCCCCUGCCGCCACUCAUCAUGAACUGCCGCACCUUUAUGGAGGAGAUCCUGGAGGUUGUGGGAGUGGAGGAGAUGAGACACACCUUCAUCAGGCACGCCCCAGAGUGGCGCCGUGAGGCGGCCGGCAGGUUUGCUUCAAUCGCUUCGCGGGACGUCUUCACCCUCUUGCAGUUGAGGGACAGGGAGCGCAGCGAGUCCCCCACCGCCGAUUCAGACAACUCCUCCAUUCAUGAGCAGCCGCAGCACAUCGCCAUCCAGGCGUCCGUACACCCACCUCUCGCUGUCACAGACUACAGCAGCAUCGAGGCCCAAACCCAGCCUGAGUCCUCACCACCUUCUCCUCCUUCCUCCCCUCCACCCCCGUCUCCUCCUCCAUUGGAGGAACAGAGUGAGACAGUGGAAGACAUGAUCCCCAAACAGGCUGAACCGAGGGCGCAUAACACUCCGCCCUGCCAGGUUUUCUAUGAGAGCCAUGUGUGACGGAGUGAUGAGCAGCCAUCUUUACCCUCUAUGCAUUUUCACUUGAAAACAAAAAUAUAUUUAAUUUUGGAGAAAACGAUCCCCUUUUAUUUGUCUUUUCUGAAACCCUUCCAAUCUUUUCUAGAUUGAUCCGCUCAGUCUUAAAACUUUUUCAGGCACUUGUUUUCUCACUCUGGACCUGAAUGUAAAUGGGAGGAGCCAAGCGGAUUAUCGGUGUAGUGAGUAGAGAUUGUAUGUGCCCAAAGCGAACCCUGGCACCUGAGAGGUGGGCUGGUCUGUUUCUGUUAAAGAGGCAAGAAAAUGAUUUCCUUAGUUUGAGGGUUUUUGUGUUUUUCUUUACAAAUACGCCCCAGCUUGGUUUCCUUCAUUCAAGAUUCACAUCCAGCUCCUGUCAUGACGUCUCUGCUGCUGUUUAUACGCUGCGUUCACGUACAGGUGCAUGCUGGGGCCAGAAUCAACGAAAGGUCACAUGAUUGUACAAUCCUAAACAAGCAAAGCGAGCUAGUGAGUGCAAUGCAUUUCCUUAAUAGACAUUUUUAGGUUGAUGUGUUUUUCUUUAAGAUAGUUAAUAUUAUUAAUACCUAGUGUGACGUGCUUUUGUUUCUCAGUAGUUACUUUUUCUAGUUUUGUUUUCUUGGAUGUUUUGUGGUUUAAAUCCGACUGGUGCCCUGAUCCGAGCAUUGUCCUGCUUCCGCUGGGGUUUCACAGUUGGCUGCAUUCUGCCUGCAUGUGCGAGUGUACUCUAAAGGUGUCGUACGUCUUUCUCUGAAUCUCUAAACCUACUGUGCUGCUUCCUGUUGCUUUGGCUCAAAGUCCAGUCUGUGGCAGAGAAGAGCUGGAUGCUGUUCUGCUUUCACUGCUGCUUUUUUUGUAGUUGAAUAAAAGAAAAUUGCUGUGCUUUAAGAGAAA
This is a messenger RNA of Oryzias latipes (Japanese medaka), 2367 nucleotides long. It is a transcript of the gene mfap3l, whose product is annotated as microfibril associated protein 3 like. The record is from RefSeq and is a predicted model, not a curated record. Lineage: Eukaryota; Metazoa; Chordata; Actinopteri; Beloniformes; Adrianichthyidae.